UUGUUUUCUGAUCUCUUAAGUCGAGGGUAUCAAGGAAGAGAUGAUAGGAGAGACCGCUACAGCCAAGGACGACAUGCAGACCGAUACCAUCCAUACCAGAGAAACGACAGACAAGGUGGUCGCUAUGGUGAUCGUCAUGGUGACAGGUAUGGCAGCCGAUCACAUGACCGAUAUGAUGACAGAUCACGUUAUGAGCGUAAAAAGCCUGCAACAGAGUAUGGUUCCCAGGGAUACUUCCAGUACUACUAUUGAACAAAAAAUUCUUUUUUUUCUUGUAAUAUAAAUAACAUCUCGCUGUGUUCUUUUAAUAUCAUAUCACAAUGCUUCUUCYACUUCCUCUACUAUUGUAGUAUUGCGUAAAUAUCUUUGAAAAACAAAGUGUCCCAACUUAAUAGGUGUGAAAGAAGGUUUCUAUCAUUGCAUGCUCAACAAUUGUCUCGCUUUCAUUGAAGGCAUGGCUACCUUUCAAGAUGGCGUAGGUAACCGUGAAGGAGACUAUUAUAAUUCUAUUCCCAUUCUUGCUAUAGAUUCAGAAAUCUCUUAUUUUGAUUUUAAUGUAGGUUCAGUUUUCAGUCUUGAUAGUAUCACAGGCGCUUCCCCAAAAAGUUAUAUCGUAUUCAGAACUAGCAYUUUUGACACCCAGUUAAUGCACGACAAAAUUCCUUUCAGCAUCAGGUCUGUACAACCUGAAAAUCGUCUAUUUCGAUGAAAUAAGUAUACUCCAAAAUUUAAAGUAAGUUCUUUAGUGAAAAAAGUUGAAAAUAAUUCGAAACAGUUGCAAAUACACCUCGAAUACUUUCAUCAAAAUGGGAUCCAAUGAUUUGCUCUUUAUGUUGUUGUGACACUGAGCUAUAAAAGAAGUUGAAGGAAACGUGGCCGUUUUACAUUUGAAACUGUAUCAGCUAUUUGUUUUGCAACUUUAAUAGUUAACAGUUACUAUGAUAAGUCUCGCGCUAUAAGGAAAGCUGCUCUUGGGGGGUUAUUAAUUGAGAAAUGACGACCAAAACUGCUGCAAUACUCUUCAAAAGUAGGCCAGUUCAGUUCUUCAUUCUACGAUACGUAGCUUUCACAGAACAUCCUCCAUCAAACUUUCAUCAAUACCAUAAUGCAUUUCGCUAUUAAAACUAGUAUGACGUCAUUAGAAGGUAGACCCAUUCUAUAAAAAUAUUGGUUUUCAUCCUCUGAAACAAUAAACCGGAUCUACAGUCUUUUGAAUUUGAUUAAGAAUCUCCGCCUCCGUUAGAGUUGCGUCAUAAGCAGGAAGCUACCUCUGUUUUCUCUUUGAAACGCACAAGAAUAGAAACUGUUUUACCACCUAUCCUUUGUAUGAACACACAAAUAUAGAUUACAGUUCAAUCUAUUUGUACUCUGCGGUCGUUGAAAAAGCAAGUGCCAAACCGUCCCGAACCUUAGGAGAAUUCAAGCUUCAAUCACAACGAGAUUUAAAGUUUCUUGCAAAUUCUCCCAAAAUGAUAUUCUCGUACAUAAUUUUCACAUCAUUAGGACUUUAAUGUUAACGCUGUGUUAGGAAUGCAAUAAAUACAGUUUAUUGAUGACGAAAUUCAGUUAAGAGUGUUUUAGUUCUCUUUCAAGCAGCAAAGCAAAGUUUUUCCGAAUUAUUUGUGAUGGAGGAUUUAUUCCGUUCCUCUCCCAUAGCAAGGGACCGUAUAGAAAGAGGKCAAAUGGCCAUUAGUGCCAGAAAUGCAAGCCAUAAAGAAGARCUUGAAAGGUACAAGAACACACUUGACCAACAGAGAAGACGAGAGAAGUCAUUUUUGCUCUUCCAACGAAAGAAGUUCGUCUCUCGACAAGAAAAAAUCCUCGGGAAAUCUUUUCAAACUUGUACAAGUCAAAGAGAAAGUAAACGCAGCGAACUACCUCGCGCAAUGGAAAAUCGAAUCGUGAAGGAGAGAAAAAUGUCCCACGACUCGACCUCAAUUAACAAAAUAUCCAAGGCAGAAGUCAAGAAAACUCAAAGUAGGAGAAGUUCUAGUGCUUGUGGUAAAAUUAAUCGGCAAAUAAAGGARAAGCCAAAAGAAAAUGACGUUUCUACAAAAAGCAAAAUUACAGAAAAUUUGGAAGUCGAGAAGUCAAGAAAAUUUUCGAAAGAAUCCGUCAACAGGAGUGAAGAAAUUGUAAAGAUAAAAUCACUAGAAAUUUCGACUAAAGAAAAAUUAGAUAUAAAGGAAAGACAAGUCAAGCAAGACAAUUUCUUUUCUUCGGAAAAUACAGACGAAAAAGUGACAGAAAGUUUUCUUUUUGGGGAAAGUUCUCCGGUUGUGCGAAAGGAUACGAUCGAAAACCGACGACAAAUCGAACGACUUCGGACUUCACGAAUAUCAUUGAGUCUUCCGGAAAUCAUCUGUCCGAGCAAGCUCAAUGCCGAAGACUUCGCAGAGACAAGUGAUUUAAKCAACAAAGAUUGUAAACUUACAAAGAAACUAAAAAAGUCUAAAAAGAAUCGCGGUMCGAAGAAGCAUCCAACAAAGAAGCGAACACCAARAUCACUCGYYAAAUCUUCGAGUCUUCCCGACGUACGCGCGAGCACUUCMGAAAAAAMCUGUGAAUCCAAAACUAAAAAAUGUGCAGAAAAAUCAAAAMGGGAAACUGGUUUGACACUUCCUCGUGUAACACAGAAACAUACCGAUGCAAAGCCGAAGAAAACCGAAGCUAGUGUAAACUUGUCGGUCGUUUGUCGGGUUAUACGUAUUAAAAACCAUUUAACUAAAAGAAAAAGAUCAAGAAAGGAAAGAGACAAAAUAUUUGUUCGAAAAGAGGAAGAAUUAAGAUCUCCAGAAGACUGGGAAUCUUUAAAAAACUGUCGAUAUCUUAGGAUUACGAACACAGAUACAAGGGAGGCGGUMCUGACAUAACUAUAUUGAAAGGCAGACUUUAUUUUUAACAGUACCUAAGACAAUGGACUGUGCAAUAUUUAUCAGGAGUCAGGAGGGGGGGGGGGGACGUAUGAUUUUAUGUGCUUAAAGAAAGGAGGCAACGUCUAAAAUUAACUAGGACUUUGAUUGGAAAAUCAACGGUGUCAGAUUCGAAAACUUGUUAAGAAAAGUGUGCCACGAUUUGCGGCAAAUCUUUAUUUAUGCAUAAUAAAUGAAUAAAUUCACGGGAGGGGGGAGAGCCUAAUUUAUUUCGUUUGCAAGGGAGGUAGUAAUUAACGUUUUUCAUUUUUUAGCUCAUUUCUCAGACUCCCCCUCCUGAUAAAUAUUGCGCAGUCCCCUAAAUUGCCAAUAGUAUAYUUUUAUUAUGACGUAUAUUUAAUAAAGUACAUUUUUACUUAA
Molecule: messenger RNA, 3293 nt
Organism: Exaiptasia diaphana
Lineage: Eukaryota; Metazoa; Cnidaria; Anthozoa; Actiniaria; Aiptasiidae
Exons: 2
Coding region: 1626-2873 (415 amino acids)
Source: RefSeq, a predicted model, not a curated record